Messenger RNA from Equus quagga, 2412 nucleotides. It is a transcript of the gene ECD, whose product is annotated as ecdysoneless cell cycle regulator. Gene Ontology annotation, cellular component: nucleus. The record is from RefSeq and is a predicted model, not a curated record. Bases 423 to 2354 code for a protein of 643 amino acids. NCBI's taxonomy places the organism in Eukaryota, Metazoa, Chordata, Mammalia, Perissodactyla, Equidae. The transcript has 14 exons.
GCGUUCCGGGGCAGAGCAGGUUUCUGGCUUUCAGAACCUCCGCUGGCCUCGGGUCCCAGAGAGGCUUCCGGACCAAGCGUGGGCCAGGCUUUGGAGGCUGCCGGCAGCUCCUGACCAGCUCACGCGGUGGGAGGGCGGCUGAAGAAACGUGCCGCAGCAGAGACGUGCCAAAGAGGCCGUAGAACCGUGAGCAGAUUGGUUUCAUUUUGUCCGAAAGGAAGGAGGGAGACUGGUCUGAGUGAAGAGCACUAGACUCCAAGUCAGGCCUCUGCUGCUCAGUGGCUUCUCUUUCUGUGCUCCUGGCUCUCUCAUCUAUACAGUGAGGAGUUAGCCUGAGGAUCUCAAAGUUCCUUCCAGUUCUGACACUAAAUUCUUCGUACUAAGGUGUGCUUGGCAUUCUGGGGUGCAGUUUUCAAAGAAGGAUGGAGGAAAAUAAGAAGCUUGCUAUAGUGGAAGACACUGUGAAGUACUGCCUGUUCCUGAUACCAGAUGAACCACGAGAUCCAGAAAAACACAAAGAGAUUCUUCAAAAGUAUAUUGAGAGGAUAAUGAUCCAGUUUGCACCUGUGCUGGUCCCCUAUAUCUGGCAGAAUCAGUCUUUCAAUCUCAAAUAUAAACCUGGGAAAAGAGAUGUUCCUGCUCAUAUGUUUGGCGUGACAAAGUUUGGGGAUAACAUUGAGGAUGAAUGGUUUAUUGUUUAUGUAGUAAAGCAAAUUACAAAGGAAUUUCCAGAGUUAGUAGCAAGGAUUGAAGACAAUGAUGGUGAAUUCUUGUUAAUUGAAGCUGCUGACUUUCUCCCUAAAUGGUUGGAUCCUGAUAAUAGUACCAAUAGGGUGUUUUUCCACCAUGGGGAGUUGUGCAUUAUUCCUGCACCAAGAAAACGUGGAGCAGCAUCCUGGUUGCCCACCACACCCCCAACAAUCCCACAAGCAUUGAAUAUAAUCUCAACACACUCAGAAAAAAUUUUAGCUUCAGAAUCCAUACGAGCUGCUGUGAAUAGGCGCAUCAGAGGAUACCCAGAAAAAAUUCAAGCCUCCCUUCAUCAAGCACACUGCUUCCUUCCAGCUGGCAUUGUAGCAGUGCUAAAGCAGCGCCCCAGAUUGGUGGCUGCAGGAGUCCAGGCAUUUUACCUACGGGACCCUGUUGACCUGCGAGCCUGUCGUAUUUUCAAGAUAUUCUUGCCUGAAACACGAAUAAUGACAUCAGUCACUUUCACUAAAUGUCUGUAUGCACAGUUGGUGCAGCAAAGGUUUGUGCCAGACCGGCGGAGUGGAUACAAGCUGCCUCCUCCAUCUCAUCCCCAAUACCGAGCCCAUGAAUUGGGCAUGAAGUUGGCUCAUGGAUUUGAGAUCUUAUGCUCCAAAUGUAGCCCACAUUUUUCUGACUCCAAGAAAUCCCUCAUGACUAACUCACCACUCUGGGCUGGCUUCCUUGAAAGUCUAAAAAAGAAUGACUAUUUUAAGGGACUGAUAGAAGGUUCUGCUCAGUACCAGGAAAGGCUAGAAAUGGCAAAGAACUACUUUCAAUUCUCAGUAAACCAGCCAGAAAGCUCUCUUGCUAUGAGCCCAGGUGAAGAAAUAUUAACCUUGUUACAGACAAUACCAUUUGAUAUAGAAGAGCUUAAGAAAGAAGAAGCUAAUCUUCCCCCAGAAGAUGAUGACCAGUGGUUAGACCUCUCACCACAUCAGCUGGACCAGCUACUGCAGGAAGCUGCUGGCAAAAAAGAACCAGAGCCCAUUUCCAAGGGGGAGAAGGAGAACUAUGACUUAACUCAAGUCUCAGAGAGCAUGAGAGCUUUCAUAUCCAAAGUCUCAACCCACAAAGGAGCAGAGUUGCCUCGAGAACCUUCUGAGGCUCCAAUCACUUUUGAUGCAGAUUCUUUUCUUAAUUAUUUUGAUAAGAUUUUAGGGCCAAGGCCUCAUGAGUCAGACUCUGAUGAUCUGGAUGAAGACGACUUUGAAUGUUUAGAAAGUGAUGAUGACUUGGAUCUUGAAACACAAGAGCCAGGGGAAGAAGCGUCUGUAAAAGGAACCCUUGAUGAUCUCCAGUCAUACAUGGCGCAAAUGGACCAGGAACUGGCACAUACCAGCGUCGGCAAGAGUUUCACUACCCAGAAGCAAAUGGAAGCUCUGUCUCAGACUACCAAUAAUAAUUCAGAUGAGGAAGAUUCUGGUGCAGGAGAAUCUAUUAUGACACCAGUGGAUGUAGACCUGAACCUGGUUUCAAAUAUACUGGAAUCCUAUAGUUCCCAAGCUGGACUGGCAGGACCUGCUUCCAACCUCUUACAAAGCAUGGGAGUGCAGCUACCUGACAACACUGAUCAUAGACCCACAAGUAAGCCAACAAAAGAUUAACCAGCAAACCUAGCCUCUCUUUUUCAUUCCUUAAAUAAAUAUCGAGUCUGAUUGUGCU